AUGGGUACAUUUGUGACCCUGGCAGAAGUGUUGGAGGCCCGGGGAUCACCACUGGAUGAGGAUGAGGUCUGGUGUCUGCUGCUUGCAACGACUGAGGCCUUACUGGACAUUUCCAGAAAAGGUUCAGGCAACAUGUUCAGCGUGCUGAGCCCAGGCUCGGUGCUGCUGUCAGCCAAUGGGAGUAUGGCCUUUAAGAGCUGUGCACGGUAUGAAGACGUGGCCUCCUUCAUAGCUCCAGAGGUCCAGCCGGGUCACAAUGCCUCCACCAGUACUGCAGCCGAAAAGAUGGUUGUGUACUCAGUGGGGAUGACUCUGUAUUGGUGUGUUGAUUAUCAUCUACCUCAAAACCAGCCGGUGCAGCUCAGUGCCCAGCUGGAGGGUUUGCUGCUGAGCAUGUGCGAGGACGUGGUGGUCAGGAGAACGGACCUGAUGACGGUGCAAGACACCUGCGAGAUUCACCACCGGGCCGCGAUGCUUCCCCCUCCUGAAAGGCUCGUCCGGCAGCUGGUGGAAGAUGUCUACAGGAACUCUGUUGACCAUGUGGCGAUGGUUGAAAAUGGAUCCAGGCUAACAGACCGCAGUCAGAUCGUCAGGGACAGAUUACACAGAAACUCUUUUAGUAACUCAACAUGGUCGCUGAAGAAGAAAAUGUCUAGAACGUUCUCCGGGGUAUCUUAUCCAUGCGAGCCUACAGGGCUUCCUUCUGGAGGUCGACACAUAGAAACUUUCAGCAGCUGGCAGCAGCUGAACCGCAGUCCGUACAUGGAUGGCAAUCGAAUCGCAAACUCAAUAUCCCUCGCACAGUUCCAGUCCACCAUGAGUCUGAAUGACAAGAAACUGAAGGAAAUGGGUCCUGAGUUUAUUAGGAUGUUAGAUGAGCCGCUGGUUGUCUUGGAGCUGCCUGGAUCCAUCUUGUCAAAAAAAGGGAAAUCUCUGACCACGCAGAGAGAGCUGAGUGUGGUGAUGCCAAACGGUCAGAGCAUCCUGGUGAAGUGUGAGGUGAAAUCCAGAGGAGGGGACGUCUUCGACAUGAUCGUGGCUCACUCCAACCUGGUGGAACAUUUCUACUUUGGCCUUGCUUAUAUUGAUGAUAACGAGUUUUUCUUUGUGGACAAUGACACCAAGAUUUCCAAAGUUGCUCCAGAUACCUGGAAGAAAGUGCCUACCACCACCUUUGUCCUUUUCUUCAGAGUUAAAUUCUUUGUGAAGGACAUUUCACAUUUGCACAAACAGACCCGCCACCAGUAUUACCUGCAGCUCAGGAGAGACCUUUUGGAGGACAGGCUGUCCUGCCAUGAGGAGACGGCUCUUUACCUGGGAGCUCUGGCCCUGCAGACCGAGUGUGGAGACUGCAUGCCUGAGGUGUACGGUAGAAACUACUACCGCCCUGACCAGUAUGUCUCCAAGAGCGUGAUGGAGAAACGUGCCUUGCCUUACAUUCAGGGAGAACUGCUCCGACUUCACACCAACAACGCUCAGAUGCUCCCUGAUGAAUCAGAGCUAGAUUUCCUCAAGUUGUGUCAGCAGUUGCCUGAAUACGGCGUGUUCUUCCACCGCGUGAUGCGAGAGAAGAAGCCCUUAGAAGGAGAGAUCAUCCUUGGGGUUUGUGCCAAAGGAGUCAUCGUCUACGAGGUUAAAGAUGGCUGCCGAUCCACCAGUCAGAUGUUCUACUGGAGGGAGACAGCAACCAUCUCCUCUAAUAGGCGUAAAUUCACAGUAGAGAGCCGGGGCAGCAAGAAGAAGUACAACUUCAUCACGGAGAGAUCGAAGAUAGCCACGUAUCUUUGUAACCUCUGUUCAGCUCAACACAAGUUCAACAAUGAGAUGAACUCUCGCCAGAUCAGCCAAAACCUGGUCUCAGAUGAAAACACAGGGCGGUACGCAGAGGUUUCUCCCACUCAGAGCAGCCAGCUGAAGUCCGUCUCGUGUUCGGAGACGCCGCAGGACGACAGCGGUCUGACCACGCCUCAGGAAGGGUCUCUGAACAAGCUGUGUGAUGACGUCACAGCCAGGAUCGAGAGCCGCAUCAAGCAGCAGCGCCUCAACGAGCAGAGUUCUUGUUCUUCUUUUAUCUACUUCAGCAGCCCCAGUCUGCGUUCCCCGGCCUGCUCUCAGAGGAGCGGACCUGAAGCGCCGUCCUGCUCUCCUGCCGCCAAAGAAACCCCAACAAGAGUAAGGUCAUCAACAGAGCGAGAAGUCAUAUGUGUUACUCUAAAGAAAGACCCGAAGCUUGGCCUUGGUAUACUGAUAGUGGGAGAGGACACUGUUGGCCAUUAUGACUUGGGCAUAUUUGUUGCUUCCAUUGUGCCUGGUGGACCGGCUGAUAAGGACAGACGCAUUCGACCAGGCGGUCGUAUGAUCUCUCUGAACCACUUCAGCCUGGAGGGCGUGACCUUCAGCGAGGCAGCAGAGAUCAUGCAGAGCAGCCCUGAGGAGGUGCAGCUCAUCGUCUCACAGCCAAAAGUGAGCCCCAGUCCCAACAGCGUGCGUUCUCCCGUGUUUAGGAAUUACGAAUCCCAGGGCACGUCGAUAACGGACGGCUCUUCAGAACAAGACGGUUUGGAUGAAAUAGUUUCUGCCAUGAUGACGCCGAAGACCAGCAACAGGCUGAACGUCCCCCGAGAAGUACGAGCACAGGACAACUGCUGUCUGUCUCCCCCUCCAAACUGUGUGAGGCCGUUGGAGAUCUCUGUGGAGCUCAGAAAGAUCUCAGGAAUUCUGGGCAUCAGCAUCUCUGAUGGCUGGAACACUAAUGUUCCAAAUGGAGGACUUUACAUAAGAUGCCUUGUUCCAGGAGGCGCUGCAGAGAGAGAUGGGCGCCUACAUUCAGGCGACAGGGUGUUGGAGGUGGAUGGGAUUAACUUCCAGGGAAUCACCUACCAGCAGGCCGUGGAGCAUCUGAGCAAAACUGGGGAGGUGGUGACCUUGGUUGUACAGAGGGUGACGAUUAAACUACCCAGGAUUUCUUUUCACUCGGACACCAUCAGCAGUGCAUCCAAUCAGAGCACGAGUCCAGCUUCCAGCCCACUCAGAACCAACAGCUGCUCGCCCACCAGAACCACCACAAACACCUCCGAUCGGCCCCGGGACUACAGCUUUGUCAACGAUGGCAACACCCAGGAUGUGACUCUGACUAAGUGUGCCAACGGACUGGGCUUCAGUUUCCUGAUGUGUGAGCUGGACCCCCCCAUCCAGGAUUUCAACAGCCUGGUCCGGAUCAAGACGCUUUUCUCCGGUCAGCCGGCGCAGCAGAGCGGGCGGAUCGAGGAGGGCGACGUCCUGCUGGCCAUCAACGGACAGUCCCUCAAAGAGCUCACCUACCCUAGGGUGCUAAAGCUGUUCAAGACUUCACCAGCUGAGGUUACACUGACUCUCAGCCGGCCUGCAAAAGGGAUCCUUCCUACCAUCGAUCAGUUCACUGACACCUGA
Messenger RNA from Trematomus bernacchii (emerald rockcod), 3429 nucleotides. It is a transcript of the gene frmpd2, whose product is annotated as FERM and PDZ domain containing 2. Gene Ontology annotation, molecular function: protein binding. Gene Ontology annotation, cellular component: cytoskeleton. NCBI's taxonomy places the organism in Eukaryota, Metazoa, Chordata, Actinopteri, Perciformes, Nototheniidae. The record is from RefSeq and is a predicted model, not a curated record. The transcript is spliced from 28 exons. The coding region runs from base 1 to 3429 and encodes 1142 amino acids.